AUUUUCUGUGCCAUUGGCAAACAUUCAGGUGUUUCCUUCCUUUGAACAAUGUGCGUGUUGCGAAAAAUACUACGAAUUGCAGUGUUAGCUGCAGUAUUGAUUCCACCCAUGGCAUGCAGCAGCGAGGGUAAUGAUACCAACAUGAUUGUUGGUGGUUUUAAGGUGCAUAUCGAAGACGUUCCCUAUCAAGCUGCUCUGUUUUACCGUGGUAUUUUACUGUGCGGUGGAUCCAUCAUCGGACCACAGUGGAUUAUAACGUCCUAUCACUGCGUUGACUCGCUCGAUCCAGCACGGUACGAAAUUGUUGUCGGUUCCGAUGAUCCGCGCAGCGGCAAAAGGCUGAAAGUAAAGAAAGUGAUAGUGCCGCCGGAGCUAUUUGAAAGUAGCAAUCUUGUGUACGAUAUAGGAUUGUUGCUGCUGCAGGAACCAUUAACAUUUAGCAAAAAUGUACAGUGCCUACAACUUUUAUCAUCAGUCGAUGCGCUUGUUCCCGGGAAACCCGGUUACAUUUCGGGUUAUGGUACAUCGUUCGAAGGUGGUCAUGAUAGUACAUUAAAAGCGGCCACAAUCAACCUGCUGCCGGCGAGCACAUGCGUGAAGGCCUAUGAAGAACUAAUGAGGCAGUAUAUGAUUUGUGCCGGGUUUGAAGAAGGUAUGGUGGACAGUUGCCAGGGUGAUUCGGGUGGACCGCUCGUGGUGGAUGGUAAACUUGCCGGUAUUAUUUUCUACGGACGCGGUUGUGCAAGACCUAACAACCCCGGUAUAUACAUGUCCAUACCGUGGUUUCGCGACUGGAUAGUUAACAGUAUCCAUGUUGAGGGGAGUCCUGCAGAACGGACACUUUGUGGAGAAAAUUAGGAAAUCCGUCGUAAAGAUGUUAAAUUGUAUAUUCUUUAAGUUGUAAGUAAUAAGUACUCGAUCUUUUCAAUGAAAAUAAAUACCGAAAAUUAUUAUUGCAUAAGAUUAA
Molecule: messenger RNA, 967 nt
Organism: Anopheles funestus (African malaria mosquito)
Lineage: Eukaryota; Metazoa; Arthropoda; Insecta; Diptera; Culicidae
Product: trypsin 3A1-like
Exons: 1
Coding region: 49-858 (269 amino acids)
Biological process (GO): proteolysis
Molecular function (GO): serine-type endopeptidase activity
Source: RefSeq, a predicted model, not a curated record